Messenger RNA from Emiliania huxleyi CCMP1516, 1017 nucleotides. RefSeq lists its product as hypothetical. Gene Ontology annotation, cellular component: Golgi apparatus; endosome; trans-Golgi network. The coding region runs from base 1 to 1017 and encodes 338 amino acids. The transcript has 2 exons. NCBI's taxonomy places the organism in Eukaryota, Haptophyta, Isochrysidales, Noelaerhabdaceae. Gene Ontology annotation, molecular function: antiporter activity. The record is from RefSeq and is a predicted model, not a curated record.
AUGGCCGCUGCGCCAGCGCCCGGGCUGGCCGGCCCUCUGUACGCCUUCGCCGCGUGCGGCGGCUACAUGACCCUCGGUCCGCUGCUGAUCCUGCUCAACAACCACAUCCUGCACGGGCUCCACUUUCCCUACCCGAUUGCGCUCUCCGCGCUCGGCGUCACCUUCUCCGCCGCGUGCUGCCGCCUGCUCACGCUGACGCGGCUGGUGCCGCUGACACGGCCCGAGCUGGCCCAGUCGCGCGCCUUCUUCUGGCGCACCACGCUGCCGCUCGCCGCGCUCGCCGCGCUCACGCUCGCGCUAGGCCCGCCCGCCGCGACGUGCCGCAACGCGGCGUACAUGCACCUCACGGUCGGGACGUGCCAGAUCCUCAAGGCGCUCACGCCCGCCAUCACGCUCGGCCUCUCCUACGCCCUGCGCCUCGAGGAGCCGCGCGCCCCGGUCGUCGGCUGCGUGCUGCUCAUGUGCUGCGGCACCGCCGUCGCGGCGCGCGGCGAGAUUGCGCUGCCGCGGCUGGGGCUGCUGCUGCAGCUCUCGGCCAACCUCGCCGAGGCGGUGCGCGUCGUCCUCGCGCAGCGGCUCCUCUCGGCGGGCGCCGGCGCGCCGCUGCCGCUGGUCGAGAUGGUGCACCACGUCGCGCCGUACCAGUCGCUGUGCCUGCUGGCGGCCUCGGCCGCCGUCGAGCUCGACUCGGCGGAGCACCGCGCGAGGGCGGCGGCCGCCGUGCUCGGCGCGCCGCUCGCCUUCCUCGGCGCCUCGGCGCUCGGGCUCGGCCUGCAGUUCGGCGCGCUGCUCGCGAUCAAAGUGGCGGGCUCCGUCACGAUGAAGCUGCUCGGCAUCGCGCGCAACGGCUCGCUCGUCCUCUUCCAGGCGGCGCGCGGCGCGGAGGCGCUCGCGCCGAGGCAGCUGGGCGGGCACGCCGCGUCGACGUGCGCCUUUGUCAUCUACACGCUGCUGCGGCUGGGGUACUUUGGAGGCGGCGGAGGCGGCGGCGGUGCCGCCAAGCAAAAGGCGCAGUGA